AAGCUCGUUGCUUGUUUGGAUUUGCUGUGGGUCGUGGGCGGUGCGUAUUUCCCACAACUCUCAACAAGCCCACUCACUGACCUUCACACGCACGACAACAGCCCGCUCAUUCCCUGUCCUUGAUCCAAGCAAGAUGCCGCGUCGCUCUGCUCGGCUGGCAAACGCCAGCAAGCCCAAUGCCACGCUUCGCGCAGACAGCGUGCAUCAGUACACCAUUCCCAAAAAGCAGACCAAGCAGGAAAAAGAAGUGGAAAAGAAGCGCGAGGAGCGGGCAAAGCGCAAAGGCCGUGGCAUGCGGCGUGCAGACACGUUCUUCGAGUACGAAGGCCACCCGGAAACGCGCGAGCGCGUGGACAACCCCUUCAACUCGCUCAUGGGCAAGACAAUCGAAAUCUACUUUGGCAAGGACCGCUCGUGGCGCCGCGCCCGCGUCAAGGAGAAGACUGUGGAUGCCAAGAAGGAAGAGGAAGAGGAAGAGGAAGAGGAAGAGGUUGACGACGAUGAUGAAGGGCUGGACGCGAGCGUGGGCAGUGGCGCUGACGCUACUGCUGCGCCCACGCCAACAGCCGUCGCCCUUACCGCCACAUCAUCAUCAAGCACUGCCGCAUCAGCACCUGCCAAGCCGCGUGUGGAGCCCGGUGCGCACCUGAGCAAUGUGCACGUGCUGCAGGAGGGCGGCGUGCUGUACGAGGCAAACCUGUCCUUCAUCAACCUGGCCCAGAAUUCCGACAAGUAUUACGUCAUCCAGGUGGCGGAGGCGGAUGAUAAGUCCGCCUACUAUUGCGUCACCCACUGGGGCCGCACGGGCACGCUGGGCAUGUUCAAGGUGGACGCUGCUUCCAAGGACGAUGCCAUUGCUGCAUUCAAGCACAAGUUCCUGGAGAAAACAGGCCUGGAGUUUGAGGACCGCAACAAGCCACCCGUCCCCGGCCACUACAAGUACAAGAAGAAGGACUACGCCACGCUCGCAGCACCAGGCACGGUCCUGUGGCAAUACUAUGUGGACGACUUUGUGGACGGGAAAGCCACCGGCUGGUACCCGUACACGAAGCAUGCUGCUGCCACGGUUGAAGGCGUGUACAGCGAGUGGCGCGUCAACGACUGGCUCGAUGUCAGAUGCGUCCAGAGCGGCUACUUCCAAUACCGUGUUGACUUCAACACGAUGACGCAGAUGAACCUGAGGACCAGCAAGUGCCGCAAGAUCCGGCGCGUGGAUGCCAGCGGAGUCGUCACAGACACCCCCUCCUCGACCACAUCCUCCACCUCAUCAUAACACGCACAUGCAUCCAUGUUUUGAACACGACUUCGGUGUGCCUACCUGCGUGUCUUUGCUCAUCUCGCCUGUUCUUGACAUCUGUCCCGUCCCCUUUUCCCUGUUGCUGUUACAGCUCUCAAUGCCUCGUUACACCAACCCCCACACCCAUGCGCGUGUGUGCACACAUGCAAUCGUCUGCCCUGUUUCCUCCGUGCUGCCGUGGCCGUUUAUGCAUCAGUCAAUACAACUCCGUUCAAAAUCCAA
Molecule: messenger RNA, 1519 nt
Organism: Salpingoeca rosetta
Lineage: Eukaryota; Choanoflagellata; Craspedida; Salpingoecidae
Exons: 7
Coding region: 134-1273 (379 amino acids)
Molecular function (GO): zinc ion binding
Source: RefSeq, a predicted model, not a curated record